This is a messenger RNA of Haliotis rufescens (red abalone), 2759 nucleotides long. Its product is annotated as transmembrane protein 260-like. NCBI's taxonomy places the organism in Eukaryota, Metazoa, Mollusca, Gastropoda, Lepetellida, Haliotidae. The record is from RefSeq and is a predicted model, not a curated record. The transcript has 20 exons. Bases 167 to 2365 code for a protein of 732 amino acids.
GAUGUUGUAUAAAGGCCCAACCUCAGAAAUGACUUGGCCAGCCCCGUGCUAUCACAGCUGAUGCCUUGAGGGUACGCCACACACACACACAGCUCGCGGACAGAGUUGAAUAAUGCUACAACCCACGGUAUGGCUGAACGUUUACAGUUUCUGACCAAGUCUUCCGAUGGCGAAGGCUAUGAAGAAGAAGAAGAAGGAUGCCUCUCAAAGUCAGCUGGAGGCAUCGGACCUGAAGCUAAUGAGCUCUCUGAACCCCAGACAUGGGAAAACGGCUAACUGCAGAGAUUCAGUUGUGGCAGUGGAUGUCCUAUCCUCACUGUGGAAACCUGUUACAGUUGCAGUGGUUGUUUUUGGGGUGUACCUGCAAACACUGCAUCCCUCCUUACCAGGGGGGGAUUCAGGUGAACUCAUCGUGGCUGCUAGUGAAUUCGGUGUAGCACAUCCCCCAGGUUACCCCCUGUUCACGGUGCUGGCGCAGUGCAUGCUGGAGUUCUUUCCCUUUGGUAAUCCGGCGUGGCGAAUCAACUUGCUGACCGCCCUCACAUCAGCCGUCGUUGCAGGAGUGCUGUUUGUGGUCGUAGAGAGACUGACAUGCUGGUCAUCAGCUGGUGUCCUGGCCGUCACCGUCUUCUCCUUCAGUCGACUCACCUGGACGUGGGCAGUGACGGCCGAGGUGUUCGCACUCAACAACCUGUUUGUAGCACUGCUCAUGAUGCUGGCUGUCAUGUUCGAACAGAGUCAAGGCAACAAGACACGCCUUCAGACGCUUGCUCUUCUGGGUUCUUUCUGCUGUGGCCUGAGUCUGUGCAACCAACACACGUGUGUCCUGUACAUCGUGUGUGUCGUGCCCUGGGCCUUCACUAUCCUCUACACAGCACAGGCGUUGACCGUAGGGAUGGUGUUGAAGUUGUCUGUGACGCUGUGUCUGGGUCUGCUCCCCUACGUGUACCUCCCCGUGUCUGCGUACACCCGGGCGGCGCGGUGGACGUGGGGGGAUCAGCGCACGACCAUGGGCUUCGUCACACACCUGCUGAGGAUGGAGUACGGGACUUUUGACUUGCUAAAGGAUCACACAGGGCAGGGGUUGCUAUAUGGUCUCAGGUUAUACCUGGAGCACAUAUACACAGAUCUGACACCGGUCGGGUACCUGCUGGCCAUAUUCUCUGUCAUUGCUGCUGUCAAACGGUUGUCCCAGCAGUACAAGUCUUCCAGUGUGUGCAUCUUCUACCUGAUGCUCUUCACGUACAUCGUCUUCUUUGGUUGGCGGGCCAAUCUGGAUGUGAAGAACCCCCUGCUGCUGGGGGUGGUGGAGAGGUUUUGGAUGCAGAGUGACAUCGUGGUGGCAGUGCUUGCUGCUGUCACCUUCGUCGACUUUAUCAAGAUGGUGCACUGGCUCAUUGAUCUCCACAAGUGGCGGCUGGAUCUUAUCUUCGCAGUGGCUGUCGCAGUCUUCCAGCUUCACAGAAACUUCCCUCUGUGUGACCAGAGCACCAACUACGUGGUCCGAGACUUCGCUGUGUCGUUACUGAACAGCCUUCCGAAUGGCUCCAUCAUCCUCACGAAGGGAGAUCUUCCAUCCAACACUCUCAGAUAUUUCCACUUGUGUGAGAACGUCCGCCCAGACAUCAUUCUGUUUGAUCAAGAAGUGUUGACGUACAAGUGGUCUGUUGAGAUGAUGAGAGACACUAGCUCAGGGCUGCUGUUCCCUGGGGACUUCAUGCAGCUGGAGGACGGAAUGGUCGAGGAUGGAAGAACGUCCUUCACCUUCAGAUCUCUGCUAGACGCAAACAUACAGAGACGACCAAUGUUUGGCUGUAUCGGUGUGCAGGAACAUGAACCAUCUUGGCGCAGCGGCUACGAACUCUGGCCGUAUGGUGUCUGUUCACAGUUUAUACAAAAAGGAUCCACGCUUGAUCUUUCAACAUGGAUAAACAAUACAAAAAAUAUUGGUGUUGAUUGGAAACACCCUCAUUCUGGCUAUCCCCCGACAUCCUGGGAGCACGUCGCUACGGGGGAAAUGUGGGCAGCCAUGACAGCCAGUGCUUUCUUCCUGUUAGAUAAGUCGGAUACUUACAAGGACGGCCCAGAGAAGACGGCCAUGUUGUUAUACUCAUUCCAACUGUAUCGAGAAGCUCAUCGCCAGCACAAGUCCGUGCCAAGCUACUGGCAUAAGAACUUUGCACUGGUCAGUGAGAGGCUCUUCCAGACCGACACUGACCUUGACAAGGCAGAGUUAGUUAAAAUCAGCAUUAAACAAUUCAGGCUCUACCUGAAGAAGGAACCUGCAGAUCCAGAUAAAGACAAAAUCAAAAACGCCGUCGCAAGCCUACAGAAAUAUUUGGAUCAACUUAAAAGUGUAUUAUAAUCAGUACAUAGUGAUUACUUCAACUUCAUGCCUGUCAUUCAUUCAUUUCAUAGACUUGUCAACCCUCAUAUAAUCGAGGCAGAGGAUGAUUGUCAAAGACAUCAAAACCAGUGUGAAAACGACUGACCAAUCAAAAACGAUAAAGGCCAUAAUAAAUAAAUGAAUUAUCCCGCCUACCUCAUUACGAAACACCCCACCUGACAUUAACUCUUUGUACCUACAGAAAAAGAAAAUCACUGUGUUAACCCAUGUUUCUCUACUUGAUGAAAUACGCUAUAUACAGUGAUCCCUCGCUACAACGCUACCUUUGGGGUCCAAAUACUGUAAAUCUUGAAAUUAACGCGAGCAUGAAUUAAAUGCGAAAAAUGCGUGUGGUCUUUGCUCGCAUUUUUAA